UCAGAGGUCAGCAGGAAGUCGAUACGUGGCCGCCGCCUGUCCCCGCGGUGGAGGCGCAGUAGCCGGAGAUGGCGGCGGUGCUGAACGCCGAGCGACUCGAGGUCUCGGUCGACGGCCUCACGCUGAGCCCAGACCCGGAGGAGCGGCCCGGCGCGGAGGGCGCCCCGCUGCUACCGCCGCCGCUGCCGCCGCCCUCUCCCUCCGGGGCGGGCCGGGGACCGGGCGCCGUCGAGGUAGCCUUGACGCCGUGUCCCUGCUCCUGUGUCAUUCACUCCAUGUCACCUCAUGCCUCAGAAAAAGAUGGCAAAGCCUUUCAUCCAACUUAUGAAGAAAAACUGAAGCUGGUGGCACUGCAUAAGCAGGUUCUUAUGGGCCCAUAUAAUCCAGACACUUGUCCUGAGGUUGGAUUCUUUGAUGUGUUGGGGAAUGACAGGAGGAGAGAAUGGGCGGCCCUGGGAAACACAUCCAAAGAGGAUGCCAUGGUGGAGUUUGUCAAGCUCCUGAACAGGUGCUGCCGGCUCUUUGCCACGUACGUCGCAUCCCACAAAAUAGAGAAGGAGGAGCAAGAAAAGAAAAGGAAGGAGGAGGAGGAGCGAAGGCGGCGUGAGGAGGAAGAGCGAGAGCGAGUGCAGAGGGAGGAGGAGAAGCGCAGGAGAGAGGAAGAGGAGAGGCUGCGGCGGGAGGAGGAGGAGCGGCGGCGGCUGGAGGAGGAGCGGCUGCGGCUGGAGCAGCAGAAGCAGCAGAUCAUGGCGGCUUUGAACUCGCAGACGGCCGUGCAGUUCCAGCAGUACGCGGCACAGCAGUACCCGGGCAGCUCGGAGCAGCAGCAGCUCCUGGUCCGCCAGCUGCAGGAGCAGCACUACCAGCAGUACAUGCAGCAGCUGUACCAGGUGCAGCUGGCCCAGCAGCAGGCGGCACUCCAGAAGCAGCAGGAAGUAGCAGUGGGGGGAGCUGCUCUGCCUACACCAUCAAAGGUGAACACGGCUGUGCUGAGUGAUAGGACAUCGGUUAACGGACAGGCCAAAACCCACACGGACAGCUCCGAGAAAGACCUCAAACCCGAAGCUGCAGAAGAAGCCGUGGAGAAUGGACCAAAAGAAUCUCUUCCAGUGAUAGCAGCUCCAUCCAUGUGGACACGACCUCAAAUCAAAGACUUUAAAGAGAAGAUUCGGCAGGACGCGGACUCCGUGAUUACAGUGGGCCGAGGAGAAGUGGUCACCGUUCGAGUCCCCACCCAUGAAGAGGGGUCACACCUCUUUUGGGAAUUUGCUACAGACAAUUAUGACAUUGGAUUUGGGGUGUACUUUGAAUGGACAGACUCUCCAAACACUGCUGUCAGCGUGCACGUCAGCGAGUCCAGUGAUGACGAGGAGGAGGAGGAAGAGAAUGUCACUAGUGAAGAGAAAGCCAAAAAGAACGCCACCAAGCCUGUGCUGGAUGAGAUCGUGCCUGUGUACCGGCGGGACUGUCACGAGGAGGUGUAUGCCGGCAGCCACCAGUACCCAGGGAGAGGGGUCUACCUCCUCAAGUUUGACAACUCCUACUCCUUGUGGCGGUCCAAGUCCGUCUACUACAGAGUCUAUUACACUAGAUAGAGGCGCCGCAGAGUCUGGCAUCUAGGGUUGGGCAGAAGACGGCAUUUAGUUCGGAGUUUCUUUUGACUUUUAUGGAGCAUUGCAGUCAGUGUUUCCCCAUUUGAGUUUGGUCUGAUGGUUUGUGAACUCUCAUUGGGACUCAGGGUGUCCUUGAGACUCUUUAGCAUUAAUCCUCUGGGCUUAGAGGGGGUCCUCGGGCCCAUCCGGCCCUCGGGUGCUGACCGGCAGAGUCGCUAGUGGAUGCAGAAGUUACAUGAGCUACGUGUUAAAUCUUUAAGGUCUCCAAAAUAAAACUUCCCCACAUUGACCCCCCCUGGCUGGUGAGUCCAUGGCUGCCUACUUCAUGUGGUUACGGGAGCCCAUAGUCACGGUGACCUCCCACCAAAAAUCUUUACGUUCCCAGUCUGCCCGAAGUGCAGCUGACUUGGACGAAGGCCAUUGUUUUGAGAUGAAGGUCAUCGUUUUGAAAAUGUACGAACUCAAGACCUCACAGGUUAUGAUAGAAAAGUUGCCUCAGUUCAAUUUCAUUCUGAACGACCCAGAUUGUUUUUGCUUUGAGUGCAGCUAUCUAGUUUAGAGUCCCGUUACAGAGAAUUCUUUCCCCAGAUAAUCUUAAGAAGGUUCAAGGCUGAUUGGUAUUUGAACUCUCAAGACACCUAGAACACCUCAGUGGUCCAUGUAAUUAGCAAGCCUCUGCAAACUCGGGUUCCUUUUCUCUUCCCCCAGCUCCCUCUACCAGUGCUAUGGCAAACCUUUCACUUUUGUCUCAUUUUGGCUUUAUAGAGCGUCUCAAAUUGAACCUGUUUUCUACACAAGCAUACAGUUAGGGGGUUUUGUCAACUCAAAUUGGCACCUGCUGAAUCAAAAUGUAUAAAAUCGCUUCAGUAUAAUUGAGCGUGUGGGGAAUCAUGGUGCACUAAUUGGAAAUCACUGCCAGAGACAGUCUGUUUUCCUUUCAUGAGUUCGUGCGUAGGCACAAACCCUAUGCACUUCCGGUUUGGACUUGCCCAGUGGAGAGAAUUGGAACAGCAGAUGCCGAUGCUGAGAUUGUGUCACAGCUUUGAUCUGCAUCACGUCUUUACAGAUGGGGAGAGGCACAUCGUUGUUUUACUUUCUGAGAACAGGUACAGCCUCAAAUUUGUAUGAGCGACUGGCUAGCUUAGCGGUUCUUGUUUCCAGAAGGGAGAGUGGUAUCAACAGGACGUGACACAGCCAGCCACACACCCGAACACGUUACUGGAUGUUGUUACUGAAAUACUUAGAGUUUUAAAACUUCAAAUGCUAAAUCACUUCUUCUCGGAGGGUCUCUGUCAAUUCAGCUGCGUCCUGUACAGGUCACCGCGCUGAGGGGGUGGCCAUUGUCUGUGCGCUUUUCCCGGUGUUUAAUACCUGGUGUUGUACAUUCCUAACUCUCUUCUCUUUUGGUUAUUCAGAAACUGGAUUAUUUUCUCCUGAGCAGUGCUUCCUUUGUGUUCUUUAACUUGGAUUCACUAGUCCCAGCUCAGAGGCGUCUACACUGUUCUGUCGAGAACACAUUUAGGCUGUGCAUCCGCACUUGUGUAUAUGUGGUAGGGACCGUGGGGUUAGGCCCUUGGAUUUUUUUUUUAAUGAGAAAAUACUGUAUUUAAAAUGUAAAAUAAACUUUUAAAAAGCAGUCACUAAUAUAUAUUUCUUCCAGCCUUUGAUUACAGAUUCGUUCUGGCACACGUUAAGGUGACUUACCUUCUAGAAAAGCAAAGACAUCGUUCUUGGGAGCCACGUGGGCCACCUCACGUGGUGGCUCCUGUGUCGUGCGCCUGCGUCCGAACAGUUUUGGUUUUAAACUUUUCUAUUGCCUUCGGCUGUUGAUUAGUACAGUACAUGUGCGAUUUCAAAAAGAUCCUGAAAAGAAUAUAUUUAAUCAAUUAAAAUGUUUCUUUGUAAUCUGUU
This is a messenger RNA of Suricata suricatta (meerkat), 3524 nucleotides long. RefSeq names its product acyl-CoA binding domain containing 3 (gene ACBD3). Gene Ontology annotation, cellular component: Golgi membrane. Gene Ontology annotation, molecular function: fatty-acyl-CoA binding. The transcript is spliced from 9 exons. The record is from RefSeq and is a predicted model, not a curated record. Lineage: Eukaryota; Metazoa; Chordata; Mammalia; Carnivora; Herpestidae. The coding region runs from base 69 to 1595 and encodes 508 amino acids.